AUGGUUUAUAUACGAUUUCAUUUACCUGUAUUAUUACCUUCUUAUUCAAUUGUUACACGUAAUGUAAAUUAUAAUCUUAUUCGAUUAUAUUCUAUAUGUCUGAUAUUUUUUUCUCAAAUUAUCAUAUCGUCAUGUUCAAAAUUUGACGAUAAAGCAUUAACUAUUGCUAAAACGAUCGAUGAUUAUCUUUGUCAAAAUUUUGUUCAUACCUGUUUUUUCCGUCAACGAUAUCAUACAUCACAUGAUAAUCAACAACAAUUUGACAAUUGUAAAUCUCUUUUGAUUUUACAUUCAUGUCUUUAUUAUGAUACCGAUACAAUACGCAUGUGCCAUCAAUCACAACUCAAUCUUGUUAAAAUAAAUCUCGGUAAUGAAGCACCAAGACAUUGUUUUACAUCAUCUGUAUAUAAAAAUUUUUAUGCUCAACAUCUGCGUUCGAUUUCACCAGCAAGAACUACUGUCAAAUAA
This is a messenger RNA of Rotaria sp. Silwood2, 468 nucleotides long. The record is from the annotation of a GenBank genome assembly. Lineage: Eukaryota; Metazoa; Rotifera; Eurotatoria; Philodinida; Philodinidae.